This is a messenger RNA of Saccostrea cuccullata (small rock oyster), 414 nucleotides long. RefSeq lists its product as uncharacterized. Lineage: Eukaryota; Metazoa; Mollusca; Bivalvia; Ostreida; Ostreidae. The coding region runs from base 1 to 414 and encodes 137 amino acids. The record is from RefSeq and is a predicted model, not a curated record. The transcript has a single exon.
AUGAACGAAAAUACAUCAGACAAAAUCAUGGGUGCCGUUACAGCCGCUGGUAUUCCUUUCCAGCGGGAGGAUAUUAUUGUUUCUCAUCGUGUUGGGAAACGUGAUGCAAACCGAACACGCCCUAGACAGAUAAUCGCUAGACUAAGGUCUGUGGAUCUCAAAUUCCAUCUCGUUAAAAAUUCAAGAAAGUUUGCAGAAAUUGAGAAGACUGCUGGUAUUACCAUCAACGAGGAUCUGACGAAAUAUCGUGACAAGAUCAUGUUCUUGGGCAGACAACUUUGUCGAAACAGAAGAAUAAAAUCAGUGUCUUCCUCUAAUGGAAAAAUCAAAAUAUAUGAUCGGGACAAUGAAUCCCACUUCAUUCGAGAAGAGGCAGAUCUAGUACCCUUUGGACAUGUAAUGGCAAUUGAGUAA